CCGUCAAAUUUCUUUCUUCAGAAAAAGGAUAGCAUAAAAGCAGGUUCAAUAUUUUCUUAAUCACAGGAAAAUUUGCUUUCUCCCCAAAGUGUGUCAUUGUUUUGUUGAUCCGAAACACCAUGACCAAACAGCAAGCAAACUGGUCUCCCUACGAUAACAAUGGAGGGACGUGUGUUGCGAUUGCCGGAGCCGACUACUGUGUGAUUGCGGCCGACACUCGAUUGUCCACUGGAUACAGUAUUCUUACUCGCGACAGCUCCAAGAUUAUUCAGCUAGCGGACAAAUCUGUGAUGGCCUCUUCAGGUUUUCAGGCUGAUGUUAGAGCUUUGCAGAAGGUCUUGGCUGCUAGACACUUGAUUUAUCAGCACCAACAUAACAAGCAAAUGAGUUGCCCAGCCAUGGCCCAACUGCUGUCUAACACCCUGUACUACAAACGUUUCUUCCCGUAUUAUUCUUUCAAUGUCCUUGGUGGCCUCGACAGUGAGGGUAAGACUAUAGGAAAAGGCUGUGUCUUCACAUAUGAUGCCGUUGGAUCUUAUGAGAGGGUGGGGUACAGUGCCCAAGGCUCUGGUGCUACUCUUAUCACACCAUUUUUGGACAACCAGCUUAAGUCUCCAAGUCCUCUCUUAUUGCCUGCUAAGGAUGCGGUGACUCCACUUUCUGAGUCGGAAGCCAUCGACUUGGUGAAAACUUGUUUUGCAUCAGCUACAGAAAGAGAUAUAUACACGGGAGACAAGUUAGAAGUACUUGUACUGAAUGCUAGCGGUAUACGGCGUGAGUUCAUGGAGCUUAGGAAAGACUAAUGUCCAGCAGCUUCUGACUUCCCUUGCCCUACCUAUUUAUAUCUUGAGCGGUAGACGACUGCCAGUUUGUGUUUUUGUUGUCUGAUGGCACUUCAAUGACAUUUGUUACAUCCAACUUGAAUCUUCAUGCACUAUUAUUUAAUAUGGUGGUGUUGAGACAUCUGUACUAGAAACAUGGGUCUUUCUGUUGCGUUUUUAUGUGUUUUUUAUGAUUCUAUGAACUGUCAUUAAUGCUACAUUUUGGCGUUUUCAACAAAAGAACUGGGUAAGAAAAUGGACAGGGG
Molecule: messenger RNA, 1087 nt
Organism: Striga asiatica
Lineage: Eukaryota; Viridiplantae; Streptophyta; Magnoliopsida; Lamiales; Orobanchaceae
Source: the annotation of a GenBank genome assembly